Molecule: messenger RNA, 2340 nt
Organism: Theileria parva strain Muguga
Lineage: Eukaryota; Apicomplexa; Aconoidasida; Piroplasmida; Theileriidae
Gene: Ddx28
Product: DEAD/DEAH box helicase family protein
Exons: 8
Coding region: 339-2339 (666 amino acids)
Molecular function (GO): ATP binding; nucleic acid binding
Source: RefSeq, a predicted model, not a curated record
UUGAACUUCGUUUAAUCCUUAUUUGACCAUCAAUUUACUAUUAUUUAGGCUAUUUCUUUAUAAUUUUAAUAUAAGAUUAUUUUAUAAUUUUGAUAUACUAUUGUUAUAAUUGCUUUGAAAAUUUUCUAAAAAUUCCUUAAUACUUUAAAACCACUAAUUACACUCAUAUUCAUGUAUAGAAAUUACAAUUAUAUAUGUGAAUAUUGAUUUUAUAUUUUUGGAAGGUUUUUAUUUUAAUUUUAUUUUCCUCAACACCACUACACAUUUUAUCAAAUAUGAUUAUUUUAUCAUUAUUUUUUUAAAAUUCUACUACUAUGUUGAAUAUUAUGUUAUAAUAAAUGUCAUUUGUAAUUUUGGCUAAAUUCGCCAACAAGCUUCUUCAUCUAAAUAAACACACCUGUGUCCCUAUCAUUGAUGGAAUUAACUCUCGAACGACUUCUAACUUUCUCUAUUUUAACAAAAGAUUUAGUAGUAAUAAUAAUGUUCAACAGGAUGACUUGGAUAAAAAUAAAAAUUUCCCUAAUGUUGGAUAUAAAUCAUGCGAUUUGGUUAAAAACAAUGAUUUAAGUUUAACAUCACGGUUUUUAAUAAAUAAAUUAAAAUUUAACCAUUUUGACAAUUUUCAAUCUCAAAUCUUCCAGCACAUUAUAUCCCAAGGAUAUUCCCAAAAUUCUUUACACAGUUCUCGUACCGAAACUGGUAAACAUGUAAGUAACACUGAUUCAAAUGACAAAAAUGACAAAAACUCUGUAUUAUAUGUAGUUGGUAAAAGUAAUAGCGGGAAAACCAGUUCCUAUUUGUUAGCUUUGAAUGAGUUAAUAAAUAACUCACAAUCUCCAUAUUACUAUAUGUAUAGGGAUAAUCACAGGCACAAAAUGAUAUUAUAUAGUAAUUUGAGGGGCAGAAGGCUUCCUAAACCCCCGGGUUCAAGACGUAUAAAUGGAAUUCCAAGAUUAAACCCUAAUUGUUUUACUGUCCCUUUAGCUAUAAUAUUAGUACCAUUUCGCGAGUUAGGGCAGAAUAUCCUCAAAACUUGUGAUAAAAUGGGUAUUCGAUCGAGAUUAAUUACCGGCGGUUUCGGUUACAAAUUGGUACCUAAAAGUUCUAAGACUUACUCUGGAGACUUGGGUAACAUUGACGUAUUAAUAACUACGCCUGAGAUGUUAUUGAGAGUUAUAAAUGGCGAGUAUGAAGACUUGAGAUUGGAUGUUAAGUAUCUCAAGUUUAUGAUAUUUGAGGAGUCUGACUUAUUGGUUGAGGAGAUGUACUUGCCUAAAAUCAAUGAGAUACAUAAUUUACUUUUGAAUAAUAACUUGGAUUUGGUGUACGUUUCAAGGUUUAAAUCGUCUGUUCUAACUGAGCAUGUAAACGCCUUAGGCUCUCCAACCUUAUUAGAGAAGGAAGAAGCUGCUGACUUGGACCAUUUUAGGAAAAUAUUUGUCUACACAUCUUCAAAUGAUAGGUUGGAAGUUCUAAUUGACUUAAUUAAUGAAAUCACACACAACAACUUACAAAAAACUAAAAUUGUCAUCUUUUCAAAUACCAUCAAUUGCAACAAGUUUUUGAAGUAUUCAUUGUUGGACAGAGGAUAUAAAAUUAGUAACUUGUUUGGGGGUAUGAAUUAUGAGGAACGUACGGAGAAUUUGCGCAGUUUUGAAUCCGAAGCUGACAUUCUCAUCACUACAAACUUCGCUUCAAGGUUCAAAUUUAACUGCACAAUCAAUAACGUAAUCCUCUUCAACUUCCCCAACAAUAUUCAACAAUUCAUCCAUUACACUACUUCUUUCACUCACAACUCAAACAACAGAAUGUACAUAUUGUUUAAUAAUAAGAAUAUUGGAUUAUUGAAAGAGAUGAUAAGUUUGUCGAGCAAUUUGAGCGGGUUUGAGUAUCGCAAUUUAACUCCGAAACUGUCCAAAAAGCUUUCAUUACACCAGAAAUCACUCCUUAAACCUACCGUUACAAGCAUAAAAGUUGGUAAAAGGAAGAUCAAGUUAACGAGUAAGAAAAACAUUUUAUCACCAAAGAAUAAGAAAAUUAUGAAGAAAUUCUAUUUGAGGGCCAAGGCUGCUAAAAAAGUUGAAUUUUUAAGGAAGAGAGGAAUUCUUAAGAAAACGCAAACCCUUCCAAAGAUGUGUGACAGGAAUGUGGAGAUGUCAGACAGUCAGGAGUAUUUGAGAAUGGAAAGAACACCAGAUGGGUUUUUACAAAUAAUACCAAAGAGAAGGUCGAGGAUUAGGAACUACGAAGAGCCUGAUUCUCUGGACUCUAAGGUCAUUCAAACAAAUAUUACUUAUGAACCGGGGAAUUUAAAACAUCACAAAAAUACACAUUUUUAAU